Thunnus maccoyii (southern bluefin tuna) is the source of this 6372-nucleotide messenger RNA. Its product is annotated as transcriptional regulator ATRX-like. The transcript is spliced from 35 exons. Bases 176 to 5896 code for a protein of 1906 amino acids. The record is from RefSeq and is a predicted model, not a curated record. NCBI's taxonomy places the organism in Eukaryota, Metazoa, Chordata, Actinopteri, Scombriformes, Scombridae. Gene Ontology annotation, cellular component: nucleus. Gene Ontology annotation, molecular function: ATP binding; ATP hydrolysis activity; ATP-dependent chromatin remodeler activity.
CUCAAACAACACAAGAAGAAGAAGAACAGCGGACUGUCUGGUGGUUUAUGUUUUGCCUCUUUUGCCUGUGAUCUGAUGCUGAACGCAAAUUUGAGCGCCAUUUUUUACCACAUAAUUUUGCUUUAAUGAGAAGAUAAAGACUUGAACGGCCUCGGUUGUUCACCUUCUCCCCGAUAUGUCUGCGGCGAUGCUGAGCACCACUAGCAGCAAGUUGAAUGUAUUGGUCAACAAACUGCACGAGUACUUGGCUCAUUCCACCAUCGAGGACAGCAAUGGCACACCAUCCUCAGUGGAUCCUGAUGGUCUUACAAACACGGGGUUUCCUGAGAGAAAUUCAACAGGUCAUCCUGCAUCAGAGGCAGGAGUGGAUACCAGAUACUCCAGGAGAAAACCCUCUGUUGUUAUAAAGCACUCUGGACUGGAUGAAUCUGGGGACUCAAAUGGAAGUGAGGACAUGGAGUUACCAGUCAAUGCAAAUGGUCAACUUGAUAUCAAUAGAUUGCCAAAAGGCACUGUGCUCGUCCGGCCUGAACCUGUUGAAAAUGGAAGAGAUGACUUCAGGGGUCCAGAGUUUCGCAGCCGGAAAUCCAGUGUACUGCGUAAAGAGUUUUCAAGAAGACGUGGAGGAGUUGAACACAUGGGGAUUGUCAGUUGCACCGCAUGUGGCCGACAAGUUAACCACUUCCAGAGAGAUUCCUUGUAUCGGCAUCCAGCUCUGAAAGUACUUAUUUGCAAGUCUUGCUACAAGUAUUACUUAAGUGAUGACAUCAGUAAGGAUGGCGACGGAAUGGACGAGCAGUGCAGAUGGUGUGCUGAAGGAGGCAACUUGAUCUGUUGUGACUUCUGCAGUAAUGCUUUCUGCAAGAAAUGUAUUCUCAGAAAUCUGGGAAGGAAGGAGCUGUCUGGCAUCUUGGAAAGCAAAUGGUACUGCUAUGUCUGUAGCCCGGAGCCCCUUUUUGACCUAGUGAUGGCCUGUGACAGCGUCCUGGAGAGCAUGGAGCGUAUGUGGCAUCAGCAGCGCAAGAGGAACCGAGCAGAGCCGGAAAAAUCUGAACUUUAUGACAUUCUGCCACACUUACCACAAAACAUUCCUUUGGAUAAAUGGGAUCACUCUGGUAUGGAUGGUAAUGUGGUGUUCAACUAUAACACACUGCAGAUUUCCAAGGAUACUACCAAAAAGGCCAAACAUUUAGUGGACUCAACAAACACCUUAAACCGAACUUUUGUCAGUUUCAUUCAUUCUGUGACGAGGAACAAACAAACGCCCGGUGUUCGCAGUCUGUAUCUGAAGUCUUUUUUGUCGGUGGUAAAGGGCUUGCGGAAAUCUCUCGCGGCCCUCGAGGAUAGCCUGAAGGAAGAAUUUAACGACUUGGAUGUCUUGAACUGUUGGGAAAAGUUACUUUGUGACGAGUUCGACGCGCAGCCUGUAACGGAAGCAGACGCCGAGCUGGACAUGGCUGAUGAAAGAUGCUUGAGCGAGCUGCAGAAGUUGGCGGCCGAACAUUCGGAAGAUGACGAUUCUGACUCUAAGGGCUACGGAGACGGGAGAGGUGUGGAUUCAUCUUCACGGAAAGUCAGAAAGAGGGCGCAAAAGAUUGGCCUGAAGCCGUCUGAAAGUGGGGUCAACAUGACUAAAAAACUAGUGGUGAAGCUCACACCUGUACUUGUGGAACAGGAGUCAUCCUCCAACGCGCCGAAGACGGAGACAGACAUGCAUAUCAAGGAUAAGAAGUUAGAGGGAAAAGAUUUAUCAGAAGAUGAAGAGUCAGGUGUGGCGUGUGCUAAAGCCGACAGCAAGAUGAGCAACGACAAUUCGAAUGCAUCUCUGCCUCUAGAAGAGGAACAAGGUAACAGACGGUCUCCUCGCUUGAAGACCACACCUUUGCGUCGACCGAGCGACGUCAAGGCCAAACCUUCUCUUUCAACAGCGGACAGUGACAGUGACUCGGACCCCGAGGAGACUCCCAGCACAGUACCAGCCAAAAACACUGAAGAACAAAGUCUAAGCAGAGCAAGAGACGACUCGGACUCAGACGAAGUCCCCGCAGCUCUGCUGGAGCGAGCGGCUAUGACGCAAAGCUCUGACGAACCCCAGAGCGACGAGGACGGUGGCAAAGCGUCAACUAAGGUGGCCAAGAAAUGUCUCUUUUGGCUCACCAAGAACACCCCGAUCUCACCGGAGAAGAUUCGCCGUAAACGCAAGAUGCUGGACCGUUCCCCCGACUCUGACUCGAGUGACAGAAGAGUCAAGGCUCGGAGGGAAAGCGAGACAGAUUCCUCUAGCGACGAUCAAGACUCGCAGAAGAAAAUACAACACUUGGUUACGCUGAGGUCAAUGGGGAAGCCUCACCUCGUCAAAAGAGAGGAGGAAGGUGCGGCCAGAAAGCAGGGGAGGAUACAGGCCAGGAAGACGAAGACUAAAUCUCGUCAGGAAGCAACGGAGUCGUCGUCCUCAUCGAGCGAAGACGAACACGAUGACGACUCUGGGAGUGACGGAGAUGAUCAGAAGAUGAAGCCAAUCACCGAAGACGUGGCCUUACUGGGGGCGGCAGGCUUCCACCAAUCAUCCGGAGAUGAGGAGCAAUCUGGGCCCUCGUGGGCAGCAGAAGAUGAUGAUGAUCAAGAAAAUAGAAUCGCUAAGAAAAUACUUUUGGCCCAAAUCAAAGCCAACUACUCCUCGGGUGAUGAUAUCUCAUCGGAUGAUGAAGCGCAGGAGGAUGAAUCUGAGUCGGAGGGUGACGAGGUUAAACAAACCAAUGAGGAUAAUGGAACUGAUGAAAAUGGGGAAGACUUGGCUUCAGGGUCGUCUGACUCUGGGUCAGAAGGGCCCAAAUCCAGGCACCACCUGCUCCGCCGCAAACUCACCCUAGAUGAGGGAACAUCAGGUGACAAGGCAGCAGCAGCAGAGAGUGAAGCAGGGAAGCAGGAGAGCAAGAAAAAGGCCGGCGGCAAACACCUGAGCACUGAUAGUGAAAGUGAUGGUGAGUUAGAGCUGGAGGACCUCGGAAUGAGUGAGGAGCUGAGUCAGUCAGAGGAUGAGGCCGAUGAAGAAAAGCUUAAAAGCUCCAGAUUAUCCACUAAAGUGAAGGAACCACUACGUAGUUACGAAAAAAAGAAACAAGUGCCUUGCAUUUGGUUGUCUGACUCCAGCAUUGAAAAGAGCGAUCGAGAGGAUGCAGAUGACAAGACCGGCGACAGUAAAGGCACCCCCAAAGGACGCAAAAAGAUCCGCAAAAUCAUCGAAGAUGUGAAUCUGCGUGCCGAGACCCAGGAAGCGCUGAGAGAGGAGGAGGAGAGGUGCAAACGGUUGGCGGACAGGGAGCAACAGAUGGAGGACAGGAGAGUGAUCAUUGAUGUAGAGAAUGAGUCGUGUCCCGUCACCACCAAGCUGGUCCUGGAUCAGGAUGAGGAGACUAAGGAGCCCUUUCUUCAGGUGCACAGGAACCUGGUGACAAGACUGAAGCCUCACCAGGUGGACGGUGUCCAGUUUAUUUGGGACAGUUGUUGUGAGUCUGUGAAGAAGGCCAACUCUUCUCUUGGAUCAGGCUGUAUACUUGCACACUGCAUGGGCCUGGGAAAGACUCUUCAGGUGGUAACGUUCCUCCACACGGUGCUGCUGUCAGAGAACCUGAAAUUCAGAACGGCUCUGGUCAUGUGUCCUCUUAAUACUGUCCUCAACUGGGUCAGCGAGUUCAAGAAAUGGCAAGACAACAUGGGAGAAGAUAAAGUUAAAGUUACAGAACUGGUUACGAAAAAGAGUCUUCCAGAACGACUCAGCGCUCUGCAGAGGUGGCAGACUGCUGGAGGUGUUAUGAUAAUGGGAUACGAAAUGUACCGCAACCUGUCACUUGGCCAGAAAAUCAAGAAUGAGCAGUGGAAGAAAGAGUUUAAAAGCAUGCUGGUGGAUCCAGGUCCAGACUUUGUGGUUUGUGAUGAAGGGCACAUCCUGCGCAAUGAAGCGUCCAACAUCUCCAAAGCAUCGAAUGCCAUCAAGACCCGACGAAGAGUCGUGUUGACGGGCACACCGCUGCAGAACAACCUGGUUGAGUACCACUGCAUGGUCAAUUUCAUCAAGAAGAAUCUUCUGGGCUCACUGGGCGAAUUCAGAAACCGAUUUAUCAACCCCAUACAGAACGGCCAGUGUGCCGACUCCACACCAAAAGACGUGCGAAUCAUGAAGAAGCGUGCACAUGUCCUUCAUGCCAUGUUGGGUGGAUGUGUGCAGAGAAGAGAUUACUCAGAGUUGACUCAGUUUCUACCUCCAAAGCACGAAUACGUGGUGGCAGUGAGGGUGUCCCCGCUUCAGUAUAAGUUGUACCGCUACUACCUCGACCACGUUACUGGUGUGGGCUCCAUGACUAACAGAGCAAAGAUGAGGACGGGAGCAAACUUGUUCAAGGACUUUCAGGUGCUCGGCAGAAUUUGGACUCAUCCCUGGUGCCUUCAGCUCAGCUACAUCAGCAAAGAAAACAAAGGUUACUUUGGAAAGAGGAAUCAAGUUAAAGCUGCUGCUCUGCUGAGAAAUGAGGAAUCCACUGUGACUAAGAUAGGACUAAGCGAGAACAAAGACAAAGAAGUGAAUGUUGACAACAGUAUGGCGCUCACUGUUGACGUGGUCAAAGACGCUCCAGCAGCAGGAGGGGAGAGAGCGUCCAUCAGCUCGAGGCCUCAGAGUCCAGGUGAGGGCUGGUUCAAGAAUCUGCUGUCUCCAAGUGAUGCCAAAAUCCUGGAGCACUCAGGGAAGAUGGUGCUCUUAUUUGAGAUCCUCAGAAUGGCCGAAGACCUGGAGGACAAAGUGCUUGUGUUCAGUCAAUCGUUGCUCUCAUUAGACUUAAUUGAGGAUUUCCUCGCAGCUUCUCACCAUGCCAGAGAUUCAUCACUCAAAGCGGGCAGCUGGAUUAAAAAUGUCGAUUACUUUCGUCUUGAUGGUUCCACCAACGCUGUAUUGAGGAUGAAAUGGGCAGAUCAGUUCAAUAAUCCUGCCAAUGUCCGCGGCAGAUUGUUUCUCAUCUCGACGAGAGCGGGCUCACUCGGCAUCAACCUGGUUGCCGCCAACAGGGUGAUUAUCUUCGACGCUUCGUGGAAUCCCUCAUAUGACAUACAGAGCAUAUACAGGGUGUAUCGCUUUGGUCAGCUCAAACAAGUGUUUGUUUACCGCUUCUUGGCUCAGGGCACCAUGGAGGAGAAGAUCUACGAUCGUCAGGUGACUAAGCAGUCUUUGUCGUACCGAGUGGUGGAUCAGCAACAGAUUGAGAGGCACUUCACCCUUUCUGAACUGACUGAACUUUACAUAUUUGAGCCAGACCUGCUGGAUGACCCCAACUCAAAGAAAAGCAAGAGAACCACCUCUGUUUUACCAAAGGAUAACGUCCUGGCGAUGCUAUUAGAAACCUGUAAAGACCAGAUAGUGAGCUGCCACGAGCACGAAUCUCUGCUGGACCAUAAACAAGAGGAGGAGCUCAGCGAAGCAGAACGCAAAGCUGCCUGGGCCGAGUACGAGGCCGAGUCAAACAUAGCCACCCCCUCGGUGAGCUCGAGCCAGAACGCCUUGGAUGGAAAGACCAAUGAAGAGCUAUUGAAACUGCUUAACAGGACCAGAACAGAUGUAUCAGUGGCCUUUCUGUCAAUGCAGAGGAUCACGACUCACACCAUCGACGCCUACAUGUUGCAGCUGCGGCAACAAUAUCCCAACCUGCCCGAGCCAGAGGUUAGACAGAAGGCCGAACUGUGGAGACAGUCUGAUGAGAAGGAGCUGGGACGCAGACGGGCCUUUUAUCAAGACAUCCUCGAAAAGCAACACUCACUCACCCUCCAUAUCCAGGCCAUGCUGAACAGUCGCAGGACUCAACUGAUGCAGACGACCGCGACCACUGCGAACCAGCAAGGGCAGACAUGAACAAGAAAACCAUGUUGUGGUUGAAAAAGAAAGCGAUGCCUUUUGUUCUUCAUCACAUAAUAGUGACCUUAUUCUACCACUGUUCUACCAGUCAUAUGUUUAUAUAAGAACGAGGAUGCACUGAGUACCAAGAGCAACAUAACAGCAGUAUGUUACGAUGUUAAGGAACAAUUUUUUCAUUCCUUUUGGAUUUUUAAGUGUCAUUUAUAAGAGCGAUGUUCAGAUGCACCAAUAGUUUUGUUUUUUUAAACACUGAGCACUUUAACUUAAACCAGAUGUGAAGUUAAGUUACCUUAUAAAGUUUGCAAAAACUGGACUACUUCGCCAGCUGCUUCAUACUAUCUAUACUACAUAAUAGUUUGGUGUCAAGCCAUCAGUUUGAUGGAUAUCACACUGGAAAUUUACUGUAUGUGCCUUACUAUUAGUAUGUUUUGCUACCAGUUGCUAAGAUUAUGUAAUUAAAUAUGAUUCUUGUA